This is a messenger RNA of Merops nubicus (carmine bee-eater), 2493 nucleotides long. RefSeq names its product GEN1 Holliday junction 5' flap endonuclease (gene GEN1). Gene Ontology annotation, molecular function: four-way junction DNA binding; 5'-flap endonuclease activity. The record is from RefSeq and is a predicted model, not a curated record. The annotation marks the transcript as partial. The transcript has 11 exons. NCBI's taxonomy places the organism in Eukaryota, Metazoa, Chordata, Aves, Coraciiformes, Meropidae.
UGUGUGGAGCUGCUGGAGUGCGUGGGCGUGCCCUGGGUCCAGGCGGCAGGGGAGGCGGAGGCCAUGUGCGCCUGCCUGGAGGCCCGCGGGCUGGUGGACGGCUGCCUCACCGGCGACGGGGACGUCUUCUUGUACGGAGCUCAGACUGUCUACAGGAGCUUUGCCAUGAAUGCCAAGGAUCCACAUCUGGACUGUUACACAAUGUCCUCUAUUAAGGAGAAGCUUGGUUGUGACAGAGAGUCUUUGAUUGGGCUAGCUGUUCUUCUGGGUUGUGAUUAUCUUCCAAAGGGCGUUCCAGGAGUUGGGAAGGAACAAGCUUUAAAGUUAAUUGAGACCUUACAGGGUCAAAACCUAUUGCAAAGGUUUGAGCAAUGGAAAGAACAACUUCAAUAUGAUAAUAAUCCACCUUUGGUUGUUAAAAGGGUAAUUCACUGUUCUGAGUGCCAUCAUCCAGGGUCUUAUAAGGAACACAAGCACAGUGGAUGUAAGUACUGUGAAAGCUCUCAGUCCUGCAAACCCAGGGACUCCAAGUGCUGCUGCCCUUGCGAAUGGCACCAGUCAGAGCGAGCCAAGCAAGCAAAUGCACUUGAGGACAGCAUCAGAAAGAAAGCUAUCAGUUGUGAGGGCUUUCCAUUCUCUGAGGUUAUCCAAGAAUUUCUUGUAAACAAGAAUAAAUUGAUCAACGUAAAGGAAUGUCAAAGGCCAAAUUUAUUGUCAUUUCAGAUAUUUGCUUCUGAGAAGAUGGAAUGGCCCAAACAUUAUGCUUGUAAGAAACUGUUAGCACUAUUGACACGUUAUGAUAUGAUCCAAAGAAAAUCUGGAUACAUUGAUUCAAAACAACUGCAGGCAAUACGGAUAGUCAAGACACGUGUUAAAAAUGGAAUUCCUUGUUUUGAGGUUGAGUGGCAAAAACCAGAGCAUUAUGUUGAUGCAGAAGAUGAGCCUGCGGAGUUGUUCGUAGUCACAGUAGAAGAGGAGUCUUUAUUUCAGUCUGCUUAUCCUGAUAUUGUUGCCCUUUAUCAAAUGGAAAAGUCAGAAGUUCUGAAGAAGAAACAGAAAAGCAGGAAAGGCAGACCAAAAGAAGAGGAAUUAUUACAUGUUUGUGAUGAAGUUAGUGAUCUUCUGUCUCAAUUGAAUGUAAAGACUAGAUGUGGAAUUCUUCCUGUGCAAGACAUGGUGUCAGAUACAAAAACUUCCCCGGAAGAUCAGAUGCACCAGAGAAGUACUGAAUCAAAAAAUCUAGUGUUAGCUUCAGCUUCCUGCAUGACAACUGGUGAAACGCCAACACCAGCAGCUGCUCUUCCUCUGGCUGCAUCAUCUUACUCACUCUUACAGAGCACAUUGGCUGAUUCAUCUGUAUUGCCAGCACAGUUUCCUAAAACUUCAGGAAUAUCAUCCUCUUCCUCUUUAACAGCUGACCUACAACUGGGCAGUGUUGUUUGGGAAGGAAACUUCUCCAGCACUUCACUGGCCCGAGGGCCUGACAGCCAACAUCCAGCAGCUGGUUUAACUGCGUCUAUAAGACAGUUGCAUCCACUUGCUCAUGGGACAGUAAGGAAUGGCUCAGAAUGUUCUGGUGCCAAGCAGCCUAAUCAACAUCACUCCAAUAGUGCAGACAGUUUGGUUUCAGAUGAUGCUGUGGGACAACUUCAGAAGUGGUCUUUAAGUGAGCGAAUACUUAAGAAGACUCCCAUUCCAUCAAAGCCUCUGUUGUCUGAAGAUAUGAUGCAACUGGAGCCUUCGAAAUGUUUUAAACAAACAUUGAAUCCUGAGAAAGAUUACAUUUCUUCCUCAAGUCACUUAAAUAGAGUGAUGCAGGAAAGCAAAAAUGUGCUAUCAGAAAAUUACACAAGGGAGUCCAGUGUACAGAUACAUCAAGAUCAAUGCAAAAAAGCUGAAGGCCUGGCUGAAGUGAUGCAAACAGACAGCAGUAUAAGCAAUUUGACUCUAUCCCUCAGUGGGCAAACAACAGAGAUGCUGCAUCCCAGAUGUGAAAGGCUUCCAGUGUUUCAAAAGCCAGCAGGUGUAACUGGAUGUCACAUUAAAAAAGCUUCUGCUCAGACUUCUUUUAAAAAGAGUGUGUGUCAGAACAUAUGUUCUUCUAGUGAAGACAGCGACGAUGGCAACACGCAUAGAAAUCUGAUUUAUGAGCAACAGAAAAGACCGCUGAACCCUGGUCAGUUUAAAAACACUGUUACAAAGAAAAGGAGUAAUGUUGUUACUAGCAAAAGAACAAACAGUGACUCAGCCCUUGUAAUUAAAGAGGAGAAAAAGGCCAGUUUUAAAAAGGCUGGUAAUACUUUCUCAUUGCAAGUAUCUUCAAAACCAUCCUCUGUAGGGGAAGUUAAUUGUUCCCAAAGUCCAGAGCAGCCAUUUGAGAGGUCGGGUUCUGAUCCCUCACAGCAGGCUGAAAGUCCUGUUCUGACCUGUGCGUGGGCAGACAGUCCCCUGCCCUUGUCUGAAAGACUGAAAGGAAGAAUCAAAACCAAUUAG